AUGAAGCAACUGAAGCAUACACACCAACAGAGUGUAGAUGAAAAUGAACUUUCAAUGGAAACCACUAAAGAUAAACUAUUAGAUUCAAAUGCCAAUAUAAUUCAUAUAUUACCAAGUUGUUUACAAGAGUUAAUAACCAUUGAUUCUGUUUAUAAUAUUCUAAUAGAAUCAACUAAUGACAAUGACUUAAAGAAUCAAUUAAUUGAUCUUAAAGAUUCAAUUGAUCAUUCUAUAGUAGAGCAAUCAAUAGAUCAAAAUAAAUGUUUAUUAUUGACAAUGAUGUUUGGAUCUAGUUGUAUGAAAGCAAUUGAUAUAGUUUUCAAUAAACAGAUUUAUUGUUGUCUUUCCAUGGGGAUUGAAUUGAACGAUUAUUUCAAUGAUCCAUUGAAGUUUACAACAACCCAAUUUAAAAUAACCAUAACAUCUAGAUCAACAGUUAAUAUGGAAGAAAAGCUAUUGUUGAAAUUGGGAUAUAAAAAAUUACAUGGGAGAUUAGUUCCAUCAUCUGACAACAAUACAUCAACUAAUGAAAUAAUAAUAAGCAGCAAAUCACUUGGUGACUAUAACUCUGUUGAUUUAUAUAAUUGGUAUUGUGAUUGUGAUGAAUAUCAACAAUCAUAUACUGAUGAUAUGAAACCAGUGAAAAUAAAUGGUGAUUCUAAUUUAAUUGAAUGUUUAUUAAGUCAACUGAAAUCAAUUAUUCUUGAACCAAUUCCAAUUUGUUGCCACAUAUUGGCAACAUUAAUUAUAUUGUUUAACAUUGAGAAAUUACAUGAUAGAGUAUUUGUUGAGUAUGAGUAA
Messenger RNA from Hemisphaericaspora subhashii, 801 nucleotides. RefSeq lists its product as uncharacterized. The record is from RefSeq and is a predicted model, not a curated record. NCBI's taxonomy places the organism in Eukaryota, Fungi, Ascomycota, Pichiomycetes, Serinales, Debaryomycetaceae. Bases 1 to 801 code for a protein of 266 amino acids. The transcript has a single exon.